AUGCCAGACAACUCACCUCUAACUCGUCUCCCCCUCUCAUCUCUACCGUGGUCGAGGAAGGCCAUGUCCAUCUCUCAAACCUACCACCUCGCUCAGGCUGCUCGUGGAAAGCUCGCUCACGAAGCCUCGCAACCCGACCAUUGCCUAGCUCGCCUCGUCGGUCACGCCAAUCUCCUCGACUCCCUCAUGCUCGAGCUCAGCCACGCCGAACAAGAAGAGCCACGCCUCUGCCCUGAGCCUCCCCGUCAACUAUCAAACAAACCUGAUGAUUCCCGGCAUGUUCAAUGGGCCGACUGCAUCGUCGAAGAUCCCGAGGAGGAUUGGCAGGCAUCAGAUGCAGACUCUUCCGACUCUGACAGCGAUUACGACUCAGAAGAAGACGAUGUAGCUCUAGAAGCUGAUGUUAUCUCGCUCCAACGCAUUAUACCUACCCCCUUCUCUCGCCCUGCUCCCAGCUAUGUCGAGCAUGGCCUUGAAAGCCUUUCUAUUCAUCAAUUACAAGAGUCUGUCCCCUCUCACAGGCAGCCACCUGAGCUCGACCAUGACUCCGACUCAUCAGAGGAUGAGAAUAUGCCACCUACUCCUCCAGCCAGUGCUCUACCUGGAUUUUUCGAAAAACCAUAUAACUCUGAUCUUUACGACGUGGUGGGAUCGUCCAAAGACUCACCCAUUAUACCGCCCUCCGAGCAGCAUGAAUUCUUCGAAAAGGGCUUCUAUCUACCUCGUCGAGGUGAGCAAGACUUGAUAUCUACCGUCAGUGUUUACUAG
Blumeria graminis f. sp. triticale is the source of this 768-nucleotide messenger RNA. The record is from the annotation of a GenBank genome assembly. NCBI's taxonomy places the organism in Eukaryota, Fungi, Ascomycota, Leotiomycetes, Helotiales, Erysiphaceae.